AUGGCAAACCCAUACACCUUCCUCAGACCUCACAUCGAUCCUUUCUUCCUCCCCUUCCAAAGAAGCUUAAUAGUCCCUCCAUCAUCCUCUCCCACAAAACGAGCACUCCCACUCCUCAGCCUCUUACCUUCAUCAAGCUAUGAUCACAGCAAGAUCCUUGGGUAUGCUGGUGAUCAUCAUCAACAAAAGAAGGAAGAUGAGGACGUGAGCAUCUCGCUCCAAAUUGGCCCGCCGACUGCAAAUAGCGCUCUUAAUUAUGAUGGUGAUGCGGCCGCAACAUCACAAGAUGACGAGUUAUGUGGUGGUGGUGAUCACAAGGUGGACAAGGAGGAAGAAGAAGACGACGACGACGAUGAUGUUGCCGGUAACGAUCUCUGCUUGGAGUUUGCCGUUGGAAAGCUGACCAAGGGCAAGUAUUGGAUUCCAACCCCAGCUCAGAUCCUCAUUGGGCCCACACACUUCGUCUGCCCGGUGUGCUGCAAGACCUUCAGCAGAUACAACAACCUGCAGAUGCACAUGUGGGGGCACGGGUCGCAGUACCGCCGCGGGCCGGACUCCCUCCGGGGCACGCAGCCGGCGGCGAUGCUCCGGCUGCCGUGCUUCUGCUGCGCUCCCGGGUGCCGGAGCCACGUGGACCACCCGCGGGCGCGGCCGCUCAAGGACUUCCGGACGUUGCAGACGCACUACAAGCGCAGGCACUGCUCCAAGCCCUUCCACUGCCGCAAGUGCGGCAAGGCCCUCGCCGUCCGCGGCGACUGGCGCACGCACGAGAAGAACUGCGGCCGCCGGUGGCACUGCGCCUGCGGCUCCGACUUCAAGCACAAGCGCUCGCUCAAGGAUCACAUCCGGGCCUUCGGACAGGACCAUGUAGAGCGGCCGCCACCCGCCGCCAAGAUGUGA
This is a messenger RNA of Lolium rigidum, 900 nucleotides long. Its product is annotated as zinc finger protein WIP2-like. Lineage: Eukaryota; Viridiplantae; Streptophyta; Magnoliopsida; Poales; Poaceae. The coding region runs from base 1 to 900 and encodes 299 amino acids. The record is from RefSeq and is a predicted model, not a curated record. Gene Ontology annotation, cellular component: nucleus. Gene Ontology annotation, molecular function: DNA-binding transcription factor activity. The transcript is spliced from 2 exons. Gene Ontology annotation, biological process: anatomical structure development; regulation of gene expression.